Molecule: messenger RNA, 1092 nt
Organism: Aureobasidium namibiae CBS 147.97
Lineage: Eukaryota; Fungi; Ascomycota; Dothideomycetes; Dothideales; Saccotheciaceae
Product: sulfite oxidase-like protein
Exons: 2
Coding region: 1-1092 (363 amino acids)
Cellular component (GO): mitochondrion
Molecular function (GO): oxidoreductase activity; molybdenum ion binding
Source: RefSeq, a predicted model, not a curated record
AUGCCUGACCUCGGAUUUGAUCCACUCAACCGCGAGCCGCCAGCCACUCAACUGGUCUCAUCGUUCCUCACAACAAAAGAUGCCUACGACCGCAACCACGGGGGUAUACCAGAGAUUGAUGCUUCGAAACACCACGUCCGUGUAGAUGGAGCAGUGCAGAAUAUACUCGAUCUUUCCAUAUCUGAUCUGGAAGCAUUACCUCAACAUACUGUUGUCUCUGCCCUUCAAUGUGCUGGUAUCAGAAGACAUACCAUGCGCACAGCUAUCAAAGAAGUCCAAGGUAUCGACUGGUUUGAUGGAGCUGUCAUGAACUGCAAAUGGCGAGGACCGAGGUUGAAGGACAUCUUGGAAAAGGCACAGGUCAUUCUUACCAAGGAAGAGAAUGGCCAUGUGGCUUUUGCAAGCCAUGUACAACCCUGCCAGGAGGAUGAGUGGUACGGAGCUUCGAUAGAUCUUGAGAGAGCGUUGGAAGAAGACAAAGACGUGAUAUUGGCACUCGAGAUGAACGGAAAGCCACUCACCAAAGAACAUGGAUAUCCUGUUCGAGUUGUGGUGCCCGGAAUUGCUGGUGCUCGAAGUGUGAAGUGGCUGGAUCGCAUCACAGUACAAACAGUCGAGAGCUCAAAUUACUAUCAGCAACACGACUACAAGAUCCUUCCGCCGGAAGCGGUGGAUAGCGAAACAGCAGAGAAGUUUUGGGACACGACCCCAGCACUCCAAACCAUGCCGAUCAACAGUGCGAUUGCUAUACCAGAGACUGGAUCGAAAGUGGAGAGGUCAGCAGAAGGUGAGGUAACAGUCAAGGGAUUUGCUCUGCCUAGUGGAGACGGUGGAGCUGUAGUCAAGGUCGAAGUGUCAGGAGAUGAAGGAAAGACAUGGGCCGAAGCAGAAUUGGAGCAUAAUGCAGACGAGAGCAGGUGGUCGUGGAGAUUGUGGAAGGCAAGCGUCAAGAUGGAGGCAGGGAAAGGGUUGAGUAUAUACAGCAGAGCUACGGAUGCGAGCGGACAAACACAGCCGAAGAGAUCGGAGUGGAAUUUGAGAGGAGUAGCGUAUAAUGGAUAUGGAGAGACGACGGACAUCGAGAUUGUGUAG